AUGACGCCGCUUUUGCCGUUCGCGACUCGCCCGUCCUGCUUCUCGUGCUCCUCAUCCCCGUCGACCUCGUCGGAAUUCGUUCUCCCCGAGGAGGCGGCUCUGUCGUCAAACCUCUCCUCCAGCUCCUCCUCCGGCGAGGAUGAGGGUUUCGUCGCCAAAAUGAAAAGCUUGGACGUUUACGAGCAGGAGCAGGCCGUGAUUUUAUUGAGAAAAACUACGAGAGCCAGCGACGAAUCAAGAAUCGCACUUUGCUCGGAAAAACUCCUGCUUUGCCUGAAAAAACUGCUCGAAUCCCGGUACGCCGCCGUACAGAUUAACUCCACGGCGGCGCUGGUGAAUCUGUCGUUGGAAAAGGUCAAUAAGGUCAAAAUCGUCCGGUCUGGAAUUGUUCCUCUGCUGAUCGACAUUCUGAAAAACGGGUUCGAGGAGUCUCGGGAGCAUGCUGCCGGGGCCAUCUUCAGCCUGUCACUGGCGGACGAGAACAAAACGGCAAUUGGGGUCCUCGGUGCUCUGCCUCCGCUCCUCCACGAGCUCAGGUCGGGAACUCGCCGUAGCCGCCACGACUCCGCCCUGGCGCUCUACCACCUGACCCUUGUCGGCAGCAACCGGGCCAAGUUGGUGAGGCUCGGGGCCGCCGGAGCACUCUUGGGGCUGCUGAGGGAUGCUGACGUGGCGGCUCGGGUGGUUCUUGUGGUGUGCAACCUGGCGGUUUCCGGGGAGGGCCGGGCGGCGAUCCUGGACGCCGGUGGGGUGGGGUGCCUGGUCACGGCUGUUGCCGAGUCGGGCUCCGAGUCAACUCGCGAGAACUGUGUGGCGGCCCUGCACUCACUGAGUCAGGGUAGCUUGAGGUUUAAGGGGCUGGCGAGGGAGGUUGGGGCGGCGGAGGUUCUCCGAGAGGUGGCGGAGGGCGGCAGUGAGCGGGCGAGGGAGAAAGCUAAGAGGAUAUUGGAGGCGAUGAGGUGGCCGGAGGAGGUGGCGGAGGAGGAGGUGGAUUGGGAGGCGGUGAUGAGGGACGGGGUGAGUCGGGCGGGGAGUCGACCGAGUCAAUGGACUACUAACUCGACCUGA
Messenger RNA from Striga hermonthica, 1068 nucleotides. Lineage: Eukaryota; Viridiplantae; Streptophyta; Magnoliopsida; Lamiales; Orobanchaceae. The record is from the annotation of a GenBank genome assembly.